AGCGGCCGAUGCAAAUGGUGAGUGAGCAAGGUUUAAAGAAGAGAUGGAGAGGCGUUUCAAGGUAGGGGAUGGCCUGCUCACAAAAGAAGAAAUGGAAAUGUUGAGACGGGACGAGUUCUCCAUGGUAGGGGCCUUUGCCACAGCAUUUGAGAAGAUGGCAAAGAAAGUCCCAGGGCUGGCAGAAGAAGAACAGUGUGCCACUUUCUUGGGGCACUUCAAGAAUUGGGAAGCCUCGUCGCUAACCAAGAAAGCUGCGCCAGGAAAGAAACUGACUUGGGGUGCCAUAAAAGAAGGCGUGCUAGAGGGAGAGUUGGACCAGGUAGACAUCUUCCAGAUGAAACUGGCUAGGAAGAAAAGGAAGACUUUGGAUACUAUCGCUAGUGAGGGGCGCAACUUCAAGCUAAUGAUAGAAGAGGCUGUGGCCCAGCACGAUGCAGAGAAGGAGGCAAGAAAGAAGGCUAUGGCGGUGCCACAAGCCCAAGGGAAAGGAAAGAAGGUGGCAGUGCUAGAGGAGGAGGAAGAAGAAGAAGAGGAGCCUGAACCACAAAAGUUGACAAAGGCUCAAAGGAAGGCAAGGAACACGACUCAAGGAGGGCAAGGCUCAGGAAAAGGUCAAGCCCCGCAGGCUGUGGCGAUGCCACCCCCAGAGUCGUCCGGUCAAGCCGCACCAGCACCCUAUGGGUUAUGGCCAGGUUGUGGACCUCCCAGUCAUUGGCAUGGGCACUGUUCAUAUGCACCAUGGCCAACGGGCGGGCCGCAUGGAUCAUGUGUCCGAGCGCCGAUGAGUACGGCUUCCUGUGGAUGGCCGGGACCCCAGUCUCAACAGUACAUAGACCCGAGAAUCCCAGGGGGGAUACGGGAUGAAGCUCUGUGCCGUGCUAGUGCCCCAGCUCCACCAGCUCCUCCGACCGCUUUCCGUAUUUGGCAAGAAGUAGAAGACCGUCAGGGCGUAAGGAUAGAGGAGAUAAGCGAAAAUGAAGAGGUUGAACAGGGAUUGAGGGUCGACACCAUAAAGAAGGAGCCUAUAGUGGUUGAAUCCGACGACGACGAGCAAGACGGUGGUCACGGCAGGGCAAGAGAUACGAUGGAGAGAAUGGAGGACCUGCUGACAAAAAUAAGGAGGUACCAGGAUAAGCUGACCACUCUUUGUGAGGAGGUCAACAGGUGGAAAGGAGAAUUACCAUUGGUGUACCUUAUCGAUUCAAGCCUAGGGGCACAAGGCGGGUCUGGAAACCUGCCCAGAGUGACUGUCACGGCGCCAACUCCUAGGUUUGGGAUGACCUUCAGGCCGCCGUCAAGAGCAGGAAGGGCAGCUUUGGCAGCACACACUAGAUCGAAGGGAGCGCCCGACUCAAGCCAGCCCACUCAGGACAACCCGGGACCCAGUGGCGAGAAAGAGACGGUAGAGAUUCCCGAGGAUGAGGAGGAUGAGGAUGAAAGGUUUAGGACGGAAGAGGACAAGAAGGCUGAAGAAAGAGCCAAGAAGAGGGAUGCAAAGGCCGACGCUAGUAAGGAACAAGAGGGCAAGAAAAGAAAGUAUAAGGUCAGAAUGGAGAAGGGGUUUGACGUGGAAGGAAUGGUCGAUCGACUCCUUGAGGGCCAUAACGACCUAAUGAACUUAAAAGAUAUCCUCGCCUCCGCUAAAAAAUUGAGGGACGAGCUGAAGGCUCGAUUGUCCAGAAGGGUCCUAGACUUGCUAAAGGAGCAUAACCUCACUGCAAGGCCAACUGCGCUAGGAGGUGUGUUGAUUCAGCAAGACCUUAACGGAGAAGAGCAGCCACUAAGGUUUGAAAGUCGCACGCUUAACACAACUGAGAGAAAUUACUCUCAGUUUAAGCGCGAGACCUUGGCGGUUCUCCAUUGCUUAAGGAUCUUUAGAAACUACCUCUUCGGCAGCAGGUUCGUGUUGAGGGUGGACCUAACUGCUCUAGCCGGUUCUCUCAAGAAUUUCGCCCCAUCAGACCCGACUAUCGCCAGGUGGUUAACAUACAUCUGGAUGUUCGAUUUUGAAUUAGAGCGAAUUCCAGGAAAUAAAAAUAGAGCAGACGGAUUGAGUCGAGUCGACUGGGACAAAAAUAAUCAAGGAGUGAUCGAGGAUACUUCGCCAGUCGACGGGUUUCUGGACAGUGAGGUGGAUGUGAGACUUCACAUCAACUCCUGGUCGAUGGUCGUGGGUAACUACGUUACUCCUGGACAACAUGUGUGGCUCGCGCCUCCAGGACAUGUACGACGACCAGAUCUAGUUCUUAAGCCCUGCAUUGAGGAAGAUUCAUGGGGAGUGUCAAACGUGCAGUGGAUGAUGAAUCUGGCCUUAGCAGACAAAUACCAGUUGCACAAAGACCUACUCACGAUGGAAAAUGGGGCGCAACAGGUGGAAGGGCACGAGACUUCGAUAGGUGGGAUAUACCUCUUGGCCAAUGCUCUACUUCAAGACGAGGUGGCAAGGAUCAGGGAUCAGCGGCAAGGCAAGAAUGAGAAUGUAGUUCACGAAGGAGAGGACGACGAUUUUGAAGAGGGAGAGAUAAAAGAGGCUUUUUGCACGGAGGAGUAUGACGGGAUAUAUCUGGAAUUAGGAAUGCUCCUUUCGUGCGAAAUGAGAGAAAGAGAUGCGUGCGAGAAAGUUCUCAAGAUGCGACCAAACUUCUUAGUAAGGGAUAGCCAUCUAUUUAUGAGGAGUAAAGGGAAGACUCCAAGAAGGGUAGUCUGCGGCAUCGCUCGUCAGAUCGACGUCAUAGCUGCCCUAUAUGAUGGUAAGGCAGGUGGCCAUAGGAGUAAGGAUACAACUUUCCUCAAAAUACACGAGCUAUACUAUUGGGAUGACAUGGGACGAAUGAUCAACGAUUAUUGCAAGUCAUGUGUUCCAUGCCAGCAGCGGUCUUCCAUUAGACCUAGGGAGCUGCUUCACCCAAGGUACAUAUGCGAGGUUGGGGCGGUCGUACAUUUGGACUUAUUGGCAAUGCCGUUGGGAGUAGGUGAGUAUAACUUCAUCUUCGAUGCACGAGACAACCUCUCCGGUUUUGUAGAUGGCAGAGCCAUACGCACAAAAACUGGUGAGACCUUGGCUCGAUGCAUUGAGGAGUAUUACCUCCGCUACCCUUUUGUCUCCAAAUUCGUAAUGGACAGAGGGUCCGAAUUCACUUGUGCUGAGGUGAAAGAACUGCUGAGAGGGUAUGGAGUGAUCGCAGAGUAUACUACUACGGCGCACCCUCAAGCUAAUGCACCUGUGGAGAGGGGUCAUAGUACAAUUACGAAUCUCCUCGCUAAGUGGACGAAUGGUAGGCCAAAACAGUGGCCUAACUUCCUAAGGGUCGCCUUCUUCAUGGAUAACAUCACUGUCAGAAGAAGCACCAACUACGCGCCAACAACGUUGUGGUAUGACAGACAUGCGACCUUCCCUAUCGAAAGCUUCCUAAAGACUUGGAGGCGGCAGGACCUCGAGACAAACUUGUCAUUUGAGGAACUGUUAGACUUAAGGGCUUGUCAGAUUAAUGCCAUAGAGGACAGAAUUGAAACUGCAGCGAGUAAGGUGGCUGACAACCGACAGAGGGAUAAGUUCAGGUGGGAUAAGAUGGCAAGGGUAAGGAAGGAGCCUCUCAAGGUGGGCGACGUUGUGCUACUAUACGAUUCAUCCUUAGAGAAGCAGUGGUCGCGAAAGUUGGACAAGAGGUGGUUAGGACCAUACAGGGUCGCGAGGAGUAGAGAGCGUGGGGCAUACCAGAUUGAAGAGCUGAAUGGGACUGCCUGGAAAGAUUGGGUGUCAGGCUCGAGGUUGAAGAAGUUUGUCGCUCGAGACGAGCUUGAAACCAGUUUUUGGGCAGCCAUGCUAAGAGGGAAGGGAGGGGCAGGGCCAGUGGAAACCCCUCUGGGGGUUACCAGACAGGGGGUGCAGGUGAGGGCCAGGAGAGAGGAUAGGCCACCCAUUUAUACAGGAGACAACGUUGAGUUGUUCAUGGUUGGGUUCAUGAGGCACGGUCAUGAGUUUGGAUGGGAUAGUAGCAGGAUGCUGCGGGAGGUGCGAGGAGCAGGCGAGUGGGCACAACCCCUUGCCAACUUCGUCAGGGAGUCAUUGACCUGGCAGGAUUUUGAGCAGAAGAUGGAGAGCUUGCACCCAUCGCCGCUAGGAAGAGAUGAACGGCCCAUUCGUUUCGAUGCCACUAACCUGUGGGAGUUCCUGAAGGGCUACGACGAGUUUGCAGAUAGCAUCAACGAGCCACCAAGCCAGAGGGUGAGAGGUUUUAUUCUGUUUGUGAGGGAACACCUCAGGCCGUUCGUCAGAUCUAUUGUGGAGCCUGCCCAGAACUGGGGCCAUUGCAAGAAAUUGCUUUGGAACCACUAUACUCCGGCGCGUCAGGCUGACGAGAGAAGGAGUAUGGGAAGAAAGAGGAAGGAGCCAGAAACUGCAGAGAGGAGAACCUCUGAGCAGGGCAUGACCUCAGGAGCUCAGAGGGAUGGCCAGAGGAGAGAGCACAGGUCCCAGAGGCAGGAGAGACGGGAGGACCAGCAUAUUGGCAGGACUCAACAGAAAGAGGAGCAGACUGUAGAGAGGACCCAAAGGGGAGGACCCUCAGAGGGAUCAGAUAUACCUCCUCAGCCUGCUCAGAUACCUGAAGCCACUCCUAGGCCAGGCAUGCAGCCAGAGACGUCUCAUAGGGCACAGGGUCAGGGACAGGAUGAGGAUCAGGCUGCAAGAGAGAAGGAACAGGACAAGGAAGAGAGAGCAACAAUAGAGAGAAAAAUCAGAGUCCAAAUCAGACUCAAGAACAUGACGGAGUUGCACGAGAAAGUUGAGCAGGGAGAGCAGUCUGUGAUACUAGAAGACAGAGAGGGAAAUGGCUCACCCACUCAAGACGAUGAGACUCCUCUUUUCACGGAGGCUUGGGACAACUUUGAUAAGCUGUUGGAGGCAGCAGGGAGACCCAAAGAGCAGCAUCAGGAGAUGGGGGUUAAGCUGGUCUCUACAGACUUGAUUAACUUGAAGGGCCUUACGAAGGAAGGCUUUGCGACGGCCAAGACUUCUGAUGAAAAGAUGGAGAAGAGGUUGACAAGGGUAGCGCGGGCGUCUCAUGAGCAGAAAAUGAACUGGCAGAAAGAAAUUGGUGAUCUGAAGAAGGAGUUUGAGAGACCGGACAAGAAGAUGGAAGCCAUGAAGACUGAGGUGGAGAAGGCCUGGGCAGGCAACGAGGCCAUCAGACAGGUCAACCAGACCCUCAACAAAGUCAACGACACCCUGAGGACCAACUUGCAGGUACAACAUAAUAUUUUUCAGGCAAAGGAAGCCAAGUGGGAGAAAAGGAUAGAGGAUCUUGAGGCCAAAUGUGUACAACAGGCGCCGACUACGGUGGUGGAUUGGACAGAGGUCAAGGGGUUUGAGAUCAGGAAGCAGCCUGCAGAGGAGGCCUUCAAGUGUCAGAAGGUGGAAGAGAGGGCAAACGAGCAGAAGGAUGAGGAAAUCCCCCUGCUAGAUAAGGAGAUGUUGCAGCCUAAGGAGGCUCUAGCAAGGACGGGGUCAGAGACUGGGGGGUUUGAGUGGAGGAUGCCCACAGCCUUGGCACAUGAGGUGAGGUCACCAGCAGAGGAUGCGAUGAAUGAGGCUGCACUUCCCAUGACUCAGGGGGAGACUGUGGGGCGACAGGAGGUUCAGGAGAGUGUGGGACAGGCCAUGGCUGAGGCUGAGGAAAGGGAGGAGCGGGAGGUCUCUCAGAAGACCCCACCACCUCAGGAUAUGCCUCUGGUUGCAGGUCUGGAGGAUGCACAGGGAUCUUGGGCCACUGAAUCCGGGGCAGAGGAGUGAGUGAGUGAGCAGAUGGCGCAAACAGAUGACAGAGCAACAUGCCCCAUUCC
Chara braunii is the source of this 5841-nucleotide messenger RNA. Lineage: Eukaryota; Viridiplantae; Streptophyta; Charophyceae; Charales; Characeae. The record is from the annotation of a GenBank genome assembly.